Schistosoma turkestanicum is the source of this 669-nucleotide messenger RNA. The record is from the annotation of a GenBank genome assembly. NCBI's taxonomy places the organism in Eukaryota, Metazoa, Platyhelminthes, Trematoda, Strigeidida, Schistosomatidae.
AUGGAAACAUCGAAAACUGCCUCUACCUCGAAGUCAGAUAUACCCAAAACGUCUAAGCUCUCAGGAAACAGCACUGAAAAGUCAAAUCUGCCCAACAAUUCUGAAAAGGCCACUGAUAGCAACGGGACAACAGGAUCUUUUGAGUGCAAUAUAUGUCUCGAUUCUGCUCGAGACGCUGUUGUCAGUAUGUGUGGUCACUUAUUUUGUUGGCCAUGUCUCCAUCGAUGGCUUGAAACUGCUGAAACUCGGACAGUAUGUCCUGUCUGCAAGGCUGCUAUCAGUAGUGAUAAAGUUAUUCCUCUUUAUGGACGUGGUGCAGACCAUACACAAGACCCUCGUACUAAAAUCCCUCCUCGCCCAGCUGGUCGGCGUACUGAGCCAGAACCAGGGUUGGGAAGCUUCGGAAGCACCUGGGGAGGAUUAUUCGGUGGUUCUGAUGGAAGUAAUUUCCGAAUGUCUGUAGGUAUUGGUGCAUUUCCAUUCGGUUUCUUGUCUACAACAUUCAAUUUAGGAGGUAAUGGCAGUUCAGGGAAUUCACACAACGUUAAUGGCGUCAGCAACAACCGAGCAAUGCCACCAGGCAAUUUUUGGGGUGCUGAUUCAGAAACUAUGUCAAAAAUAUGCUUAUUUAUUGCUAUAUUUUUUAUUGGUUGGUUACUGAUUGCGUGA